Neospora caninum is the source of this 2418-nucleotide messenger RNA. RefSeq lists its product as hypothetical. Bases 1 to 2418 code for a protein of 805 amino acids. The transcript is spliced from 2 exons. The record is from RefSeq and is a predicted model, not a curated record. Gene Ontology annotation, molecular function: catalytic activity. NCBI's taxonomy places the organism in Eukaryota, Apicomplexa, Conoidasida, Eucoccidiorida, Sarcocystidae.
AUGAUGGCGCGAGAAACUGCAAAGGCCCCAGAACGACCCGGGACGAAGCCGGCAGAGACGCGCCUCCCCGGAGACAAAAGUGUCGCUUCCGACCCGCAAACCCCCUCUCCUCCUCUGUCGUCGCUCUCUUCUCUCUCUUCCUCUUCCCCCUCUUCCUCUUCUUCUCCCUCGUCCCCUUCCUGCUCUUCCUCUUCUUCCCCCUCUUCCUCUUCUUCUCCCUCGUCCCCUUCCCGCUCUUCCUCUUCUUCCCCCUCUUCCUCUUCUUCCCCCUCUUCCUCUUCUUCUCCCUCGUCCCCUUCCCGCUCUUCCUCUUCUUCCCCCUCUUCCUCUUCCCCUAUCUGGCUUUCUCAGAAGGCGCUUCUCGGUUUCUUUCCGUCGGCCGCGUACACGGUCUGCCGCACGGUCUCUCGCAGGUCUCAAAUUUUUCUUCUUCCUUCUCACCUCGACCGGCUCAUCGCUUCAUUUCGGGGCGCCAAGGAAACUCAGCGCGUGCUUGACAGCUUGGCGCCUCGCCUUGCAAGCACUCCGGUGCCCGAGGGAGGGAGAAACGAGGGCGGGAAAGUCGAAGAAACAGACAUCCCACCACAGUGCGUACCUGGCAUCCUUCCAUCACACGAGGAAAUCACCUGUGCAGCCCUAGACAGCUUCCGCAGCCUUCUACGAUAUGCUCGUCGUCUUCACUCCUCGUCUUUGUUAGCUUCUUCGUCCUCGUCCUCUUCUUCCUCUCCUUCUUCCUUUUCAUCAUCUUCAUCAUCUCCUUCUCCGUCUUCCUCUUCUUCUCUUUCUUCCUCCCCUCCGUGUGCUUCUUCCGUUUCUUCCGCGUCUUCUGUGCGCGCUUUCUCCGAUCGACCUGUUUCUGAGCUAUCUUCAGACUGGCGCUUCUCGCUGGUUCUCACUCUGCUCUUUCCUGCGCAGAUUCCUCGAGCACUUGUCUCCCUUCCGGAGAGACGGGUGGUCUGCGUGCGGCAAAGCGCGGCGGACGGGGAGGGGAACGCAGAAGGCGACGCAGCGAGGAGGAUAAGAGCCCACGAAGACAGCGCGCGAGAGGAGACAGAGAAGAUUACAGGCGCUGGAAACGCGACUCGGAACGCAGCCGGAGAAAACGACGUAGGGAAACAAGGCAGAAGAGGGAAGCGCGAACAGGCAAUCCAGGAAGCGGGCGUGACGAGCGAGGAAGGAAACAGCCUUUCCUCACAGACGGCGCCUCGCGUGCGGCCUCACCGAGAAGGGGAUACGGCUCUGUUUUACUGGACGACAGUGAAACCGAGGAGUCGAUUUGAUGGGGACAACAGAUGUCACUCCACGGGUCCGGCUUCCGGUGGAGACGCCACCGCGCCGGAACGGCGAAGAUGUCGAGUUCUCGAAGCUACCAUUCCUUCCACGUCGCCGAUUCAGCCCUUCGAGACAUCGCUAGCCAACGCGCCUUCUGCCUUCUCUUCUCUUUCUCCGUUGUCUCCUCUCUGUGCGUCUUCCUCUGCUUCGUCUUUUUCUUCCUUUUCCUCUCCCUCAUCUUCCUCUCCUGUCGUGUGUCUCUUUGUUUAUGCGGAGCCUUUGCUGGAGGGCUCUGCGUCUCUUCCCGCUCGCGGAUGUCACUCUGCGUCGCCUUCUGCCUCGACUGCUGGUUCUGGAAAGGCGGGACAGAGCGGCUGCGUUCUCUUGGCUGUGGAGCACGAAGGCCGAGAAGCGGCGCAAACGAAAUCGACGAGUUGGCUUCGCGAGAGAGAGAGACUGGUCGCCUGCGCACGCGAGGUCGAGAGGGAAACUGGAGAGAAAAUUGAGGAAGUUGUCAUGAUGAAUCACGCGAACGAGAUCCUCGAAGGUCUCAGCAGCAAUUUUUUCGCGUACAACGCUGCGCAGAAUCGCCUCUUCGCUGGCGACGCGUCGCGCUGUCUCCCUGGGACAGUGCGUGCGCUCGUGUUGAAGCUGCUGAGGUCGCAUGAUAUUCUUGUCUCAGAAACUGCUCCGAUCUGGCGCCUGAGCGAAACAGACCAAUGGAAGGCAGCCUUCAUCUCCUCCAGCUCUCGGCUUGUCUUACCCGUCAGAAAGAUCCUUUUUUGGCGCGCACGCCAAACCGCCGAAGAGGCAGACCGUACGCGACACCGGGCCGACCCCACGAGCGACAACCAAAGCGCAAAGACGGCAGAGAACGCGACCGAAAAGGAAGAAAAAAAAGACGAAAGAGAACAAGAGGAAGGACACGGAGGCGGGAGAGUUGUGGCAUCUCUCGAAUUCGAUGUCGAAAAAGAGCCUAUGGCGCUAAAGAUCGCCCGCAUGGUUUGUGAUGCCGCUGUAGCUGCGUCAACAGUCAUCGCCAUCGACGACGCAUGCAGAGAAACGAACAGCAAGGAGGAAGGAACGCGAAACUCACACGACAGAGCGAGACAGAUGCGAGGGCAAGAGACACACGAGGUCAACUGA